Molecule: messenger RNA, 3703 nt
Organism: Artibeus jamaicensis (Jamaican fruit-eating bat)
Lineage: Eukaryota; Metazoa; Chordata; Mammalia; Chiroptera; Phyllostomidae
Gene: CSTF2T
Product: cleavage stimulation factor subunit 2 tau variant
Exons: 1
Coding region: 81-1922 (613 amino acids)
Biological process (GO): mRNA 3'-end processing
Cellular component (GO): mRNA cleavage and polyadenylation specificity factor complex
Molecular function (GO): mRNA binding
Source: RefSeq, a predicted model, not a curated record
GCUCAGCGGAAGUGUAGGUCUGAGGAGAACGGCUCAGGAGAAUCCGCUCGCUCGCAGCCGCCGUGUGCACGACCGGAAUCAUGUCGAGUUUGGCGGUGAGAGACCCGGCAAUGGAUCGAUCACUGCGUUCCGUGUUCGUGGGGAACAUUCCAUAUGAGGCAACUGAGGAGCAGUUAAAGGACAUUUUUUCGGAGGUUGGUUCUGUUGUGAGUUUCCGGCUAGUAUACGAUAGAGAGACGGGAAAACCCAAGGGUUAUGGCUUCUGCGAGUACCAGGACCAGGAGACUGCGCUGAGUGCCAUGCGUAACCUGAAUGGGCGGGAGUUCAGUGGCAGAGCGCUGCGGGUGGACAAUGCUGCCAGUGAAAAGAACAAGGAGGAGUUAAAGAGCCUAGGGCCUGCAGCGCCCAUCAUUGACUCACCAUAUGGGGACCCCAUCGACCCGGAGGAUGCCCCUGAGUCAAUCACCAGAGCAGUCGCUAGUCUCCCCCCGGAGCAGAUGUUUGAGCUCAUGAAACAGAUGAAGCUCUGUGUUCAAAACAGCCACCAGGAAGCUCGAAACAUGUUACUGCAAAACCCUCAGCUGGCUUAUGCGCUGUUGCAGGCACAAGUAGUGAUGAGAAUUAUGGAUCCAGAGAUUGCUCUGAAAAUUCUGCAUCGCAAAAUACAUGUAACGCCACUGAUCCCAGGCAAAUCGCAGCCUGUCUCUGGCCCCGUCCCUGGCCCCGUCUCUGCCCCUGGCCCUGGCCCUGGCCCUGGCCCUGGGCUCUGCGCAGGACCUAAUGUUUUGCUGAACCAACAGAAUCCUUCAGCACCUCAGCCUCAGCAUUUGGCUAGAAGACCUGUGAAAGACAUUCCUCCACUGAUGCAGACCCCUAUUCAGGGUGGAAUUCCGGCCCCGGGACCCAUACCAGCUGCUGGUCCUGGCCCUGGUCCUGGCUCCUUAACUCCUGGUGGAGCUAUGCAGCCCCAAGUUGGAAUGCCAGGUGUUGGUCCGGUACCUUUAGAGCGGGGACAGUUGCAGAUGUCGGAUCCUAGAGCACCUAUGCCUCGUGGACCCAUGACUGCUGGUGGACUGCCUCCCCGAGGACUGUUGGGAGAUGCUCCAAAUGACCCACGUGGAGGGACUUUGCUUUCAGUCACUGGAGAAGUGGAACCCAGAGGUUAUCUUGGCCCACCUCAUCAGGGUCCUCCUAUGCACCAUGCCCCUGGUCAUGACAGCCGUGGCCCUUCCUCACACGAGAUGAGGGGAGGGCCAUUAGGCGAUCCCAGAAUGCUAAUUGGAGAGCCAAGAGGACCCAUGAUGGAUCAAAGGGGUCUCCCUCUGGAUGGUAGAGGUGGUAGAGACUCUCGAGGGAUGGAGACCAGAGCUAUGGAAACUGAGGUCUUAGAGACACGAGUGAUGGAGAGAAGAGGGAUGGAGACCUGUGCGAUGGAAACCAGAGGCAUGGAAGCAAGAGGCAUGGAUGGAAGAGGAAUGGAGAUACGAGGCCCUGGCCCCAGUUCAAGAGGCCCUAUGACCAGUGGAAUGCAGGGUCCUGGUCCUAUUAAUAUGGGGGCAGGUGGUCCUCAGGGACCCAGGCAGGUCCCAGGCAUUUCAGGAGUGGGAAAUCCUGGAGCAGGCAUGCAAGGAGCUGGCAUGCAGGGAGCCAGCAUGCAGGGAGCCAGCAUGCAGGGAGCCAGCAUGCAGGCAGGAGGAAUGCAGGCAGGAGGAAUGCAGGCGGCUGGUAAGCAAGGUGGAGGUCAGCCUAGCAGUUUUAGUCCUGGGCAGAGCCAAGUAACUCCACAGGAUCAAGAAAAGGCAGCUUUGAUCAUGCAGGUUCUUCAACUGACUGCUGAUCAAAUUGCCAUGCUGCCUCCUGAGCAAAGGCAGAGUAUCUUGAUUUUAAAGGAACAAAUCCAGAAAUCUACUGGAGCUUCUUAAGAGGUUUUAGAAAUACUUGGCAGUAAUCCCAGAAAGUUUUCUGUAGCAUAGAGAAUGGAUGCAAAAAGCUGGCCUCACAGUGUAACGAUUAGGGUUUCCCUCUUGCCAAACCCUAAUCUCAUUUUUUGUUUGUUUUGUUUUGCUUUUUACUUUUAAUUAGGGAGGGGAGGAAAGGGGAAGAAGGAGUGGGUCUGUUCACUUUAAUUUACUGUAAAUAUACAAAAAUAACUCUGAAAAUGAUUAUAUCAUACUAAAUAAGAUUACAAAGAAUAUGCAGCAAUAUUAAAAGUGUCUGCAAUAUGUUAACUUCUUUCUAAAAAAUACUGAGUAAAACAAUGUAAAAUCUGCACAUAAAGACUAAAAGAUGAUCUCUUUAAAAUGGUAAUGUACCAACAUAGUUUAAGAUUUUUGGUUGUAUAAGAAAAUAAAGAAGUUUACCUCCAAAAUAUAAGAUACAUAUUUUGGUAAGUCAUGUAAAGUACACAAUCCUGUUUGGGGGCAGUAGAAUGUUGUAGUAGGUUAAGCAUUGUUUCAGUGUUUUGGAAUUAUUUUGAAAUGUUAGAUUUAACAGGAUAAAUGUACAGUUAUGGUAUUGGAAUUGUUUUUCUAAGGCUAUGUAUGCAUCUGAGUGUGAUGUUUCACUUAUCCAUUAGAGGCCAGCAAUAUUCUGGCCCAAACUGAAUAUGCUGGAUUUACUGGAACAGUUCUAGGAUUAACCAGGUUAUUUAAGUCUGCUCUGAUGAGACUCAGUAUCUCACUCCAUACCUUCCUAUGUCUCAGUAGUCUGUAAGUCCUAAAUCUGAAUCUGAAUUAUUUUCUCAUAUCCUUUCCUAAAAUCGGUGUCUAGGAACCAGUAUAUGCAGAUGCAUUAUGCACCACAUUGAGCUUUUCAUAAAAAGUAAAGGGCUUCAUGCAGUAAAGCUUUGUGUGGUAACUAGCAUUUAUAUACAGACGAUACCCAUUUGAUCAGCCAGAAUCAGAAGUUAAAAAUCUUAGUCUCACCAACAUUUAACAUACCAUUUAGUUUUCUUACAUUAAAAUCUAUUUGUCUAUUACCAUUUUAUCAGAAUAAUUGAAGCCCAGGUAGGUAGGCAGAUUCUUAUGGCCUAAAUUCUCUGUUCAGUUGGUGGUUAUUACUUUUUAUUAAGUUGUAAAGCUGUUUAGUUUUAGUAUACAUGCCACUGAGACAGUUAAAAAUCAGUAGAAAGGUCAGGCUGAGCACAUUUCCAUCAGAGCUACUUCCUAAUUUAUGUAUAAGCCUUGAGGAUGUGGACAUGUGUAUCAUAGAGCAGUACUUAACAGAAGCACAAACACCUGGAUAUCCGGGUGAUCUUACUCUGAAGAAAAGAAAAAACCCUAAUACCCUGUUACAGAGGGAAAAAUCUUACUUAAUACAAGGGGAGAAUUGACACUUGGAAGUCGAUUUAUUUUCCCUUUGCAAGGUUUUAUAACUGAAAUGGGUAAUUCAGUCUACAAAGUUUUCAUCCCUGUGCUGUUGUUUCCAGCUCCCUGUUUUCUUUCUGUUUUCAUUGUUCAUACUGUUAAUUUUCCCAUGUUUUCUGUAUGCUUCCCCUAGAUUGGAUGGGAUAACCUUUACCGGUGUGUUAGUUUUGGAUAAUACUCAUUCACAGAGUUUCUUUGAUUACUUUGAAAUUAUAGUUGCUUUAUCCCAAAGCUUUCACUGAAGGACUUUAACUGAAAACCAUUAAAAUGUUAAGCUCUUUGUUGUAGUAAAAUCUCUGCACUGUUUAAUGUGGACUUAAUAAAAAGAAUGCACGAUA